AUGCCUGGUGUUCCACCCGACGCUCUUCAGCAGGUCAAGAAGGGCUUCAAGCGGUUCUUCAGCCUCCGCAAGAAGUCCGCUAAGAAGCAGAAGGCCGAGCCUGUCCAGGCUGCCCCUGCUGAGACUGCUGCGACUGCUGCCCCUGUCGCCGCCGUUGCGACCACUGAGACAGCUGCCGAGAAACCCACCGCCCCCGCUGCCGCCCCGGAAUCUGCCCCAGAUGCUGCCAAGGUGCCCGAGGUAAAGGAUGCAAGCACCGCGGAGCCUGUCGCCUCCCCUGAGAUGACCGCUACCGCCGGCCCCAUCGAGACUCAGUACGAGCCUGAGACUGCCGCCGCUGCUGCUGCCCCCGGCCCUGCUGUGCAGUCCGAUGCCCCUGCUGCUAAGCCUGAGGAGUCUGUCGCUAAGCCUGAGGAGCCUGUCGCUAAGCCUGAGGAGCCUGUCGCUAACCCCGAGGCCACUGCUGCUAAGGUCGAAGAGUCCGCUGCUAAACCUGAGGCCACUACUGCUGCGCCUGCGGAGCCUGCCGCCAAGACCGAUGCGCCCGCUAACUAG
Molecule: messenger RNA, 555 nt
Organism: Penicillium psychrosexuale
Lineage: Eukaryota; Fungi; Ascomycota; Eurotiomycetes; Eurotiales; Aspergillaceae
Exons: 4
Coding region: 1-555 (184 amino acids)
Source: RefSeq, a predicted model, not a curated record